Aptenodytes forsteri (emperor penguin) is the source of this 7218-nucleotide messenger RNA. RefSeq names its product intersectin 1 (gene ITSN1). The coding region runs from base 41 to 5116 and encodes 1691 amino acids. The record is from RefSeq and is a predicted model, not a curated record. Gene Ontology annotation, biological process: clathrin-dependent synaptic vesicle endocytosis; endosomal transport. Gene Ontology annotation, molecular function: guanyl-nucleotide exchange factor activity; molecular adaptor activity; protein binding. The transcript has 39 exons. NCBI's taxonomy places the organism in Eukaryota, Metazoa, Chordata, Aves, Sphenisciformes, Spheniscidae. Gene Ontology annotation, cellular component: intracellular vesicle; presynaptic membrane; clathrin-coated pit.
UCUUUCAGGCAUCUAUUAACAAGCUAAAAGUGACAGAACCAUGGCUCAGUUUCCAACACCUUUUGGGGGCAACCUGGAUAUCUGGGCUAUUACUGUGGAGGAGAGAGCUAAACAUGAUCAACAGUUCCAUAGUCUGAAACCAACCUCUGGAUUUAUCACUGGUGAUCAAGCUAGAAACUUUUUUUUUCAAUCUGGGUUACCUCAACCGGUGUUAGCACAGAUAUGGGCUCUAGCUGACAUGAACAAUGAUGGGAGGAUGGAUCAGUUGGAGUUUUCAAUAGCUAUGAAACUUAUCAAAUUAAAACUACAAGGUUAUCAACUCCCAUCUGCACUGCCUCCUGUCAUGAAGCAGCCACCUAUUGCUCUGCCUAGUGCACCAGGAUUUGGUAUUGGGGGCAUUGCCAGCAUGCCAUCUCUUACAACUGUUGCCCCAGUGCCAAUGGCAUCUAUUCCAGUAGUAGGAAUGUCUCCACCAUUAGUAUCUUCUGUUCCUGCAGCAGCAGUACCUCCCCUGGCUAAUGGAGCUCCUGCUGUUAUACAGCCUCUGCCUGCUUUUGCUCAUCCUGCCACAUUGCCAAAGAGUUCUUCCUUUAGUAGAUCUGGUCCAGGAUCGCAGCUAAACGCAAAACUGCAAAAGGCACAGUCGUUUGAUGUGGCUAGUGUGCCUCCUGUGGCAGAGUGGGCUGUACCUCAGUCAUCAAGACUGAAGUACAGACAGCUGUUCAAUAGCCAUGAUAAAACAAUGAGUGGACACUUAACAGGUCCACAAGCAAGAACUAUUCUUAUGCAGUCAAGUUUACCCCAGGCUCAGCUGGCUACCAUAUGGAAUCUUUCCGAUAUCGAUCAAGAUGGAAAACUUACAGCUGAAGAGUUUAUUCUGGCUAUGCACUUAAUUGAUGUAGCUAUGUCUGGUCAGCCGCUACCACCUGUACUGCCUCCAGAGUAUAUUCCACCUUCAUUUAGAAGAGUACGCUCUGGUAGUGGCAUAUCUGCUGUAAGUUCAGUAUCUGUAGACCAAAGGUUACCAGAAGAACCAGCAUUAGAAGAAGAACAGCAGCAACUGGAAAAGAAAUUACCAGUUCCCAAGGACCUUCUGUCUCUUUCCAUACCAGUUACAUUUGAAGAUAAAAAACGGGAGAACUUUGAACGUGGCAAUCUAGAACUUGAAAAACGGAGGCAGGCUCUCCUGGAACAGCAACGCAAAGAACAAGAACGUCUAGCACAGCUGGAACGGGCAGAGCAGGAAAGGAAAGAACGUGAGCGGCAGGAGCAAGAACGUAAGAGACAACUGGAGCUAGAGAAACAGUUGGAAAAACAACGGGAAUUGGAACGGCAGAGAGAAGAGGAAAGGAGGAAAGAAAUAGAAAGAAGAGAGGCUGCAAAACGGGAACUUGAGAGGCAACGGCAACUUGAGUGGGAGCGUAAUCGUCGGCAAGAACUACUAAAUCAAAGAAACAAAGAACAAGAGGACAUAGUUGUUCUGAAGGCAAAGAAGAAGACCUUAGAAUUUGAGCUGGAAGCUCUAAAUGAUAAAAAAAAUCAGUUGGAGGGAAAGCUUCAGGAUAUCAGAUGUCGGCUGUCUACCCAAAGACAAGAAAUUGAAAGUACAAAUAAAUCUAGAGAACUGAGAAUUGCAGAAAUCACCCAUUUGCAACAGCAGCUACAGGAAUCUCAGCAGAUGCUUGGAAGGUUGAUUCCAGAAAAGCAAUUGCUUAAUGACCAGCUAAAGCAAGUUCAGCAGAACAGUUUGCACAGAGAUUCUCUUCUUACUAUCAAAAGAGCCUUAGAAGCCAAGGAACUAGCACGUCAACAGCUUCGAGACCAGCUAGAUGAAGUAGAAAAAGAAACCAGAUCUAAACUUCAGGAAAUUGAUAUUUUCAAUAAUCAACUGAAGGAGCUGAGAGAAAUACAUAACAAACAGCAACUACAGAAGCAAAAGAACUUGGAAGCUGAGAGGCUGAAAAAGAAGGAACAAGAAAGGAAGACAGUAGAACUAGAAAAGCAAAAAGAAGCUCAAAGGCGAAUCCAGGAACGGGAUAAACAGCGGCUUGAUCGAGUGCAACCAGAAGAAGAACUUCAGUGGCCAAAAAAAAUUCAGGAAGAUGAAAAGCAAAAAAGGGAAGAAAUAACCAAGAAGAAGGAAAGUGAGGAUAAGGGGAAACAGGAAAUGCAAGAGAAACUGAGUAAGCUUUUCCAACCACAUCAAGAGCCAAUCAAGCCAGCUGUCCAGGCUCCUUGGUCAAAUGCAGAAAAAGCUCCCCUAACCAUUUCUGCUCAGGAGGAUGUAAAAAUAGUGUAUUAUAGAGCACUGUAUCCUUUUGAAUCAAGAAGCCACGAUGAAAUCACUAUUCAGCCUGGCGACAUAGUCAUGGUGGAUGAAAGCCAGACUGGAGAACCAGGGUGGCUUGGUGGAGAAUUGAAGGGGAAAACUGGAUGGUUCCCAGCAAACUAUGCAGAGAAAAUACCUGAAAAUGAAGUUCCAGCUUCUGUAAAGCCAGCAGUUGAGGCGGCUGCUGCACCUAAAGUUUCUGUGCAUGAAACCACUACAUCACUAGGAACUCCUGCUUCUACAGAGUGUACUACAACUGCUAAUAACUGGGCAGACUUCAGUUCAACAUGGCCAACAAACACUGGUGAGAAACCAGAGACUGAUAACUGGGAUGCCUGGGCAGCUCAGCCGUCUUUGACUGUUCCCAGUGCAGGGCAGCUGCGGCAGCGAUCAGCCUUCACUCCUGCCACUGUUACAGGAUCAUCUCCCUCUCCUGUCUUGGGUCAGGGCGAAAAAGUGGAGGGGCUUCAAGCACAGGCUUUGUAUCCUUGGAGAGCAAAAAAAGACAACCACCUUAAUUUCAACAAAAAUGAUAUCAUCACAGUUUUGGAGCAGCAAGAUAUGUGGUGGUUUGGAGAGGUUCAAGGACAAAAGGGGUGGUUUCCUAAAUCAUAUGUGAAGCUUAUUUCAGGACCCAUUAGGAAGUCAACGAGCGUGGAUUCUGGUUCCUCAGAAAGUCCUGCUAGUCUGAAAAGAGUAGCAUCACCAGCAACAAAAGCAACUAUGUCAGGUGAAGAGUAUAUUGCUAUGUAUACUUAUGAGAGUUCCGAACAAGGAGACCUAACUUUUCAACAAGGUGAUAUGAUUCUUGUGACAAAGAAAGAUGGCGACUGGUGGACAGGAACACUGGGUGAUAAAUCAGGAGUUUUCCCAUCUAAUUAUGUGAGACUCAAAGAUUCUGAGGCUCCUGGAGCAGCUGGAAAAACAGGAAGCUUAGGGAAGAAACCUGAAAUUGCCCAAGUUAUUGCCUCUUACACAGCAACGGGUCCAGAACAGCUUACUCUUGCUCCUGGUCAGUUGAUUCUUAUCAGAAAGAAGAAUCCAGGUGGCUGGUGGGAAGGAGAGCUCCAAGCACGGGGGAAAAAACGGCAGAUAGGAUGGUUCCCUGCUAAUUAUGUAAAACUUCUGAGCCCUGGUACCAGUAAAACUACACCAACUGAGCUACCUAAAUCAACAGCGUUACCUUCAGUGUGCCAAGUAAUUGGCAUGUAUGACUACACUGCACAGAAUGACGAUGAGCUAGCGUUCAAUAAAGGCCAGAUUAUAAACGUCCUUAACAAGGAAGACCCAGACUGGUGGAAAGGGGAGGUGAAUGGACAAGUGGGUCUCUUUCCAUCCAACUAUGUGAAGCUGACAACAGACAUGGACCCAAGCCAGCAAUGGUGUGCAGACUUGCAUCUUCUGGAUAUGUUAACACCCACUGAAAGAAAAAGGCAGGGAUACAUCCACGAGCUCAUUGUCACAGAAGAGAACUAUGUAAAUGAUCUGCAGUUGGUCACAGAGAUCUUCCAGAAACCACUAAUGGAAUCUGAGCUGCUAACAGAAAAAGAAGUUGCUAUGAUUUUUGUUAAUUGGAAGGAGCUGAUUAUGUGCAAUAUAAAACUACUGAAGGCUUUGCGUGUGCGUAAGAAGAUGUCUGGAGAGAAGAUGCCAGUGAAAAUGAUUGGUGACAUACUGACAGCUCAGCUGCCACACAUGCAGCCUUACAUUCGGUUCUGUAGCUGCCAGCUCAAUGGGGCAGCGCUUAUCCAGCAGAAGACAGAUGAAGUCCCUGAGUUCAAGGAGUUUGUUAAAAUAAUAGAAAACACUCCCGAAAACCACCCUGACCACAGUCACUUGAAGCAUGCUCUUGAGAAAGCAGAAGAAUUAUGUUCUCAAGUAAAUGAAGGCGUGCGGGAGAAGGAGAAUUCAGAUAGGUUGGAGUGGAUCCAGGCUCACGUUCAGUGUGAAGGCCUGUCAGAGCAACUCGUAUUUAAUUCUGUUACAAACUGCUUGGGACCACGCAAGUUUCUGCACAGUGGGAAACUCUAUAAAGCCAAGAGUAACAAGGAACUGUAUGGCUUUCUGUUCAACGAUUUCCUCCUCCUGACUCAGAUCAUAAAACCUCUUGGCUCUUCUGGCACAGACAAGGUCUUCAGCCCCAAGUCUAAUCUGCAAUACAAAAUGUACAAAACUCCCAUUUUUCUAAAUGAGGUACUAGUAAAAUUACCCACAGACCCUUCUGGAGAUGAGCCCAUCUUCCAUAUCUCCCACAUUGAUAGAGUCUAUACACUCCGGGCUGAAAGCAUUAAUGAAAGGACUGCCUGGGUUCAGAAGAUCAAAGCUGCUUCAGAACUUUACAUAGAGACUGAAAAGAAGAAGAGGGAAAAGGCCUACUUAGUUCGCUCGCAAAGAGCAACAGGCAUUGGGAGGUUGAUGGUGAAUAUUGUUGAAGGCAUUGAACUAAAACCUUGCAGGUCCCAUGGAAAGAGUAACCCGUACUGCGAGGUGACGAUGGGCUCGCAGUGCCACAUUACCAAAACGAUACAGGACACCCUCAACCCAAAGUGGAACUCCAACUGCCAGUUCUUUAUCAAAGACCUCGAGCAGGACGUGCUCUGCAUUACGGUGUUCGAGAGGGACCAGUUCUCCCCAGAUGACUUUUUGGGCAGAACAGAGAUCCGUGUGGCAGACAUUAAGAAGGAUCAGGGUUCAAAGGGACCAGUUACAAAGUGUCUCCUUCUGCAUGAAGUCCCAACAGGAGAGAUAGUCGUCCGACUAGACCUGCAAUUGUUCGAUGAGCCUUAGAAGGAAAGGGACCAAUGUUUUAUUUCGGUUCACUGCAAUAGGUGUCUGCAGAAGCUGUCACAAAAUCCGUAUUGGUGUGGUAUGAAACUACUGCUUGCCCUUCACACGUAAGAGGGUUAUCAAAGCAAACAGGAGCAUCUUUGUGCCUUGAUAAUUCUCACUGAAAAAUGAAUCCCAAUUUAGUGAGGAGAUCUCCCUCGAUUUCUCUAUGUGGAACUUGACGUUAGUUUCCUGGGUUUAUGAAAUAACCUAGUUGUUCGUUGUGCUCCAGUCUGAAAGGCUGGCAAACCACAUAGGUUGCUGUGCUUGCUCCGGUUACCCUACUCUUUAAUUUACAUGAAGAAGGCAAUGUUGGUAUGUUUUGGAGGCUUUCUGCAGGGUUUUCCCCCUUAAGGAAUUCUGUGCCUAUUGCUCAGCGAAGUGGUGUGUAAAUGUAAGGUGAACGGAAGGAGCGGUUACGCAGCAAGAAGAUCUCUGAAGAUCUUCAUGAUGGUACUGAAAAGACUUAGAAAAUAAAUAGUCUAUAUCUAUAAACAGAGAAGAUUCUAUUAACAUACCACUUCAUGACUCACAUUGCCCCUGAAAAUAAAUUUUGUACAGGCCUUCUGCACAGAGAUGAAUUGCACUCCGCAAGAGUCCACCCACUCGGUACCUUUGGAAGUUGCUGUUUUCUAUAGGACUGAAAAUGUUCGAACAGGAAGCGAAGGAUUAAACAUAGAGCCCUGCUGUAAGUUGUACUAUACCACUCCGAUACUCCUUUACUACUGCUGCUUGAUUGUGUGCCCGCAGAUGGAAGAUCUGUCACCUGCGCUGGGGAAGAAAAAAAAUCACGGCUCUAGCUCAGGAAGCUAAUUUCUACCCCGCAGAGUCUAGCUUGCAAAGCAAUCAGUGGUGACCAGUUAUUAAAUUGUACCGUGCCGAACUGUGUUUGACAUCGUGUUACUGAAUUCAGGGCAGCAGCAUACUGUAGCUCACAAAGGUGUUUGUGGCGAGCCAGGGUGAUAGCAGGUUCGGUGGCAGUGAUCCUGGACGCGACCAGAAACAGAGUGCUCGUGAUGGUGCAGAGUGGGUAACCCCAAAGUAAAAGCCUUGUCAUCUGCGGGAAUGCCAGGGCUUGUAUAUCCAUUUAACUCUACGAACACGCACGUAUAGGCCCACAUCCCGCAAACUUUCCCUGUUUGGCAAAGCACCCAGCUUUAAGCGUGCACUUACGUCUUGUUUCCCUUAAGCACAUGCGUAAGUGCUUUGCUGAGUCUGGACUUGAGAGAGGAUAGACCCCUAAGAGUAAAAUUCCUCUUUGUUCUGCUUGGGUUCAUUUUGUUCAUGACCUAUCAUGCAUACACUGGUAUUUUUGUAAGGACUUUAUUUCCGAAUGGGAGGUGUCGGCCCGUUUCAUUAGCAUGUGAACGUUCUUGUGGAGCCUGUUGUUAGGUUUUGGUGUUCCUUGCAUGUCCUUUCAGUACUGGUUUCCACCUUUCCUGUAUAGGCGGUGUUCUCUAGCACUACAAGUCUUAUCGAUUUCCAGUAGGAAAUUAGGAUACAUUCAUAACGGAUAGGUAGAUACAGUAUGGUAAUAAGUGUAAACUGUGCUGGGAAGUGUCUGUGUAUUAUAAUUUCCUAUAAGACCACUGUAAUGUUUCAAGCAAUGGGAAAAAAAAAUGUAUGUGGAGGGACAACAAAGUUUACAUUUCAUACUUUUCAGAAUCGCUUUAUUAUUUAUUUAUUGAAGAUAGUGUAGAAUUUUGUAUCAGAAAUGACAGACAUACUUAUGUAUUUUUUGAAACAAAACAGAGAUACACACUUUAGUUAGAAACUUUCAACUGACCACAUUUUAGAGGGAGUGUAACUUCCUAGGCAUGCAUUUGUUUACCACUAACUGGCUGAAAACAUGAUUAAGAGAACUUUAAGUUUCUAUUUUUCAAUGUUGUUAAGAAAAUUGUUUCAAUUAAAAUAUGUAAAUAGUACUAAACCCAUGCUUUCCUAAUUCCAUAUCAAUACAUUUUAUUAAAUAUAAUGUAUAUGAAAAUACACAUUGUUGUGGUAGGAUAAAAAAAGUGAUAAAAUCUAUUAAUGGAGUAACAUUAAAUGUCAUUGUCUAACCU